AUGUGGAAACGCCAGAAAACGAGAGACGAUUUGAACUACGAUGCUCUGAUUAAGACAGCAUUGACGGGUCAUUUGGGGGAAGCUGUAAGAGAAGUGCAACGACAACAACAGCAACAACAACAGCAAUCGACGGCGGUUGUGGAAGGGAAUAGCGAGUCGGCUCACACGCUGUGUUGCGUAUUGGAAGCCUUGUUUAUCCAUCGAUUGCGCGAUUCGUUCAUCGAUAAAGUUUCAAGCGUAUUCUCUGGCGAUGUGAUUCGCCAACCGUCACCCAACUUUUGGCCUUUCUUGCUUGGCUUUUCUCAUCGCCAUUCGGUCGACUACCUGUCCGAUUCUUGCCCAUGGUUGCGGACCGAUAUUGGCCGUUGUCGUGGAUGGAUUCGGCUCGUCCUCAACGACGGCAUGUUCACCAGCUACCUUGACCUUUUAGCUGGCGAGCGUCGACUUCUCGGGGAUUUCUAUGAACGUCAAGCGUAUCUGCGUGACCCGGAGCAUCUUGAUAUAGCUCGAAAGCUAUUAAGCGGCCUAGAAAUGCUUCAAUUCCGUUUGGCCGUCAAUAGUAGCAUGUUGAACAACUGGAGCACAACCCCGCUACUUCUUGCUGGACUUUGGUCGCCUCCAACUCCUCUUGUCCAUGAGGCUGUCGUUCAAGGUGUGGACGCGGCACUUUGUUUCACGGACGAGGACGAGACGCUCCAGCCCAUCAAGCAACGAAACGCGUUGACUAAAAGCUUGGCGGCAGCUAACGUUCCGAAGGUUGACGAAGAUAUGGCUUUUCGUUUGAUUAUUGAAUCAGAUAGAAACAUACCUAGCGGCAUGCGGGCGCAUUUGCAAUCACCACCGAAGCCCAUUGCAUCAGCCGUUGUGGCCUCUUCAGAGAUCAGACACUCGCAAUCGCUUCCGGCUUCCCAUAUCGCUGAAAUACCGGAAGAUGUGGAUUCGCAAAUUGUUCAUGUUACACGUCUACGAUUGAAAAAUAGUCGGGCUGCCAGUCCGGCUGUGGAAGAAGUCAAACAAGAUGAACCGCCGGAAGCGUGUCCGCCACAGUCUCUGGCAGAAGAGAUUGCGGCUGUUGAUGGGUUGGCUGAUGUAGUCCAUGAUUCGACUGACGAUCCCGUCGAAGACAAGAAUCAUGAUGAAGAAGCUUCUACGUUUGAAGAUUUGUUAGAAGAUUAUUCAAACUUCAACAUCGGCAGCAAUUCAUUGGUGAAAUCACCAAACUAUUCGCCGAGUGGAACUUCAUCCGUUACGAGAGAUAGUUCUCCCGAAGAGAAAUUCGAAAUUAUUUCUGACAAAAAAGAUCAUAAAUCGCCAUUGGCGUCGUUGCUGUUGACAUUGAAUCAUGAAAGUAACCUUGUCAAGCAAAACUAUCAAUGCGCUGGAUGUACAAGGCCGAUUGGCUUAAUCUACGGUACCGCUCGUGUUUGUAACUUUACUGGUGGCCUAUACUGUCCCGACUGUCACAGCGAUACGGACGAAGUUAUUAUUCCCGCUCGCGUCUUCCUCAACGGCGAUUGGUCUAAGCGCAAAGUUUGCCGCGCCGUGCAUCAAUUCUUCCGUGAGAUCGAAGUCGACCCUUCGUUGGACGCCAUUCAAUUUGAUCGCAACAUCUACGCUUUUCAGUGCGAGUUUUCUGCUUUGCUCAACGUACGAUCGCAAUUGCAACACCUCUCUGCCUUCCUCCUGACUUGCCGAACUGCUGAUGUUGGCCAAGAAUUUCGCAAACGCAUUUACGGCAAGGAAUACCUUUACAAUCAUCAGCACACGUACAGUUUGGCUGAUUUGCCUCUCAUACAGUCUGGUCAGCUUCUUCAGCAAUUGACCAAAUUAUUUCAGUUUGGCAAGCAACAUGUGGCUGCGUGCAAUCUGUGCUUGAUGAAAGGUUUUUUGUGUGAAGCCUGCCGUUCGGAUGUGGUCAUAUUCCCUUUUGACUUGGAAACGACCUUUCGAUGCGCGUAUUGCGGUGCCGUGUUCCAUUCUGAAUGCAUGGAUCGCUUCAGGCCAUGCCCGAGAUGCGAGCGGUGGAAAAGCAGAGAAUUGAAUCGGAAAGUGGAAGAAUCGGAGUCGGAUCAAGAACUAUGACAUGACAGAUCUAUACGUUUAAUAGUUCGAAUUUGUUAUGCAAAAAAUCUAUGAAAACUAUGUGUUUACAUACUGCCAAAUGUUUAUGUGUCUUUAAGUAGUGUUGGGAAAUCGUCUCGUGGCGCCCUGAGCAUUUCUAUGCAGUGCAACUGUUAUUUGAAAUCGGUUUGAAUCGUGACGAAUACACUUAUCGUUCAUCUAAAUAAA
Daphnia carinata is the source of this 2289-nucleotide messenger RNA. RefSeq lists its product as uncharacterized. The transcript has 5 exons. The record is from RefSeq and is a predicted model, not a curated record. Lineage: Eukaryota; Metazoa; Arthropoda; Branchiopoda; Diplostraca; Daphniidae. The coding region runs from base 1 to 2082 and encodes 693 amino acids.